Messenger RNA from Ophidiomyces ophidiicola, 1521 nucleotides. RefSeq lists its product as uncharacterized. The transcript is spliced from 5 exons. Lineage: Eukaryota; Fungi; Ascomycota; Eurotiomycetes; Onygenales; Onygenaceae. Bases 1 to 1521 code for a protein of 506 amino acids. The record is from RefSeq and is a predicted model, not a curated record.
AUGAGGUUUUUUACGACAGGCUUAAUCUUAGCCCUGGCCACCGCUGAAGCCGUGGGAUCAAGCAAUUGGUUUAGUAAAGCCGUUUACAACAGGUGGCAUGAAACUGAGCUUGAACGAUGGCUCUCUGAUCACGACAUUCCGUAUCCAACCCCUGCAGACCGAAAGGAUCUCGAAAAUCUCAUUAAAAACAACUGGGACAAAUAUGUGCAGAUUCCCAUCAGCCACACCAACGAAGCAGUGGGUGACUCAUAUGAAAAUGCUAAGGGUUGGAUUUUUGACUCAUGGAGCGAAUCCCACUUAAAGACGUUCCUGGACAAACAUGGCAUUCCCAAUCCCCAACCAAGGAAGCGAGAUACCCUUUUGGCUACAGCACGAGAGAGCUAUGAGUCCAUUGCACAAAAAUUGGGGCAAACAACGCUCUAUCCUGGGAACUGGUUAUAUGAGCACUGGUCCGAAUCCGAUUUAAAGGAGUAUCUUGAUAGCCAUGGAUUCAACGUCCCACAACCAACAAGCCGUGAUAAACUAAUUGCUGCUGUUCGACGAAAUUCUAGACGUGCUGGCAUAGAGGCUCAGAAAGCUGCAUCAGUAGCUUCUUCGUCAGCAGCCGCAGCCCAGGAGAGUUUGACCGAAGCUCUUUUCAGUGCAUGGUCUGAAUCUGAUUUCAAGAAAUUUUUCGAUAAACACGGAAUCAAAGUCCCACAGGGCUCUCGACGUAACGAACUCGUCGCAUUGGCACGAAAGCAUAGCAAAUCACUGCUUGAAGAACCCACUGCUUCGGUCAAGUCUGUAUAUGGCGCAGCAACCACCAAGGCAGGAAAUGAGUAUGCUCGAGCAACAGAAGAUGCACAGAUGAAAAUGGAUGACCUUUUCAAUUCUGCCAUAAAUAUGUGGUCUGAUUCCCGCCUAAAAGCUUAUCUCGAUACACGCGGGGUCCCUGUUCCUCAAGGAUCAAAACGCGAUGAGCUCUUAGCUACCGUGAGAUUGCAUAGACAUAAGGCAGCUGCUGGUUAUUCUGCGUGGACAUUUGAUACCUGGAAUAGGGAAAACCUUGGAAAAUAUCUUUCUUCUCAACAUAAACAGGCCCUCGAGAAACUCGGUGAAAACAGGGCUGAACUGUUGAAGCAAGCCCAAGAUGCAUACACCAGUGCCUCUAAAGCUGGUGGUAGCAACUACGCCUCAGUGACUUCUUAUCUGGCUUCUGCAACAGAGGCUGCAAAGGAUCAUAGCUUCAAUAGUUGGUCGAAGGAGGAUCUUGAAAAGUACCUGGAAUCCUACGGAAUGAAAGGUCAGCAUGAUGCUAGCAUUGAUCGACUCCGUGAGGAAGCAAGGCGCAAUGCCGAUUAUUUCAUGUAUGGUACAGUCAAGCAGGAAGCCGGUAUUCUUGACCGAGCUUGGGGUGCUGGGCAAUGGGUCUGGGAUCAGUUGAAAAUCGGGGCUUUAAGCGGAAGGGCUGAAGGACAAAAAGCGGCAGAUGCCGCCAAAGCGAAGGUUUCAGAAGCAAAGGAAAAGUCCGAAUUGUAA